GACAAAUUUUUCGUCUGUCUAAAUGUAUUUUUUUUUAAUGUGUGUGUAUUGAUGUAAGCAUGAUGAAAACAGCGAUACACGUGUAAAAAGAAGAGGGAAACAACACCUUUAUGAGCAAAGACUUGAUUAUUCAAAUUUCAUGAAACAAAGCACUAUAUUUUUUUUCAAUUCUCUGUGAACGUCCUCGCCUUCUUACUAAAACAUUUAUCACCAGAUCACCAUUAGACACAUGAUAAAAAAACACACAGACACACGCUCCAUUGAUAAUUGGUCAUGUACUGUAUAAUGACUGAUCGCCGGAGGGCGUGAUCGUGCAGCCCGCACCGACAGUCAAUAGCACGCCGUCACCGUCCGCGUGUAGAUUUCACCCAGUCCCCAAUGACUUCAUUCACGGAGAUUACUUCAUCCCUUUAAACCUUACGACAUGUCGGACCUCGUUAAGUACUUCGUUUUCUGGUGGAUGUGUAUAGGCUGCGUUUACGGACAACGCGGCAGUGUCACAGGCCUUCGACAGAAACUACUGGAACGUCUUUUAAUCAACAAUCAGCUACAACAAUUAGUUGGGAAAGGCUUGGGAACAUCAAUGAACUUGGGUGGUGGAUCCUUCGGUACAUCUUCUCUUGCGGGCGGAUUGGGUGGUGGAUCCUUUGGUACAUCUUCUCUUGGGGGCGGAUUGAGUGGUGGAUCCUUCGGUACAUCUUCUCUCGGGGGCGGAUUGAGUGGUGGAUCCUUCGGUACAUCUUCUCUCGGGGGCGGACUGAGUGGUGGAUCCUUCGGUACAUCUUCUCUUGGGGGCGGACUGAGUGGUGGAUUGAUGUCGGGGGUGGGACAGACGGAUCCUGGUCUCAAUCUCCUCCGAUCUAAGAAUCUCCUCGGGCGCGGAUCUCCAACAUCUUCUUUUAACAUGGCAUCGCUGCUGGACAGGAUGGCAGCUCCUAGACCGUCCAUUUCACAACCCAGCAAUACAAAAGUACUGAGCAGAUCAGCGGCGAUUCAGAAUCUUCAACGACGUUUAGAUGCGCUUAGAGGAAACCAGCUACCUGACACACAGGGCUCAUUUAAGAGCGGAAUUGGAUUUCAGACGCCUUCACGAGACAAAGCACUGAACGAUAAAUUAAUCAGACAAGCAAGGAAAGAGACGCCCAAUACUUCCGUGAAAAUAACGGUGAAGAGAACAUCCACGACGUCAGGGAAAGAUAAUGCAAGCACAGGACACACCCAGUCCUUGCUGACAAAAUCAUCUGAUCGGUUUGGAGCUUCAUCUCUGCUUAACAAGGUCCCAAGAUCACCAUCUAUAUUUCAAGCUUCUCCUGUUGUUCGAGCGCAGCCCCCGCCACGACCAUCACCAUCGGCUGUGGCGAAGGCAUUACCAACUGCUAAUAUAGCCAGUGUUAGGGGAGCGACAGUCCUUGGUUCUGCGUCGACCGUUGCUGCAGCAAGCAACAUGCAAAACCAUAUCUCAGACAUGAUGGACACACGGAUGGAUAUGAUGAGUGACAUGGCUGAAGCGGGAAUGUUUGGCGGGGGAAUGAUGGGUGUAGGAGGGUUAAAUACCCUUGGUGGUUUAGGCUCCAUGGGCAUGAUGGGAGGACUUGGAAUGGGUGGAAUGGGGGGCGGACUGAUGGGGGGAGGACUCGGGGGAAUAAUGGGUGGAGGCCUUGGUGGUUUAGGUAUGAUGGCAGCUUUCUCCUGAAAUUGGUGAAAGGGAAACUAAUGGAUUGAAAAAUCGCCGACUCUGAUUAUUAAAGCAAGUCUUUUUUCCUAACUUUACGAUUUCUCACGACGGUUAUAACUGAGCUUUGCAUCCAACAGCUAGGACAAUAUGAAACAUUACAUGGGUACUGCAGUAUGUUAUUGAUAAUUUAAUACAUCCAAUAGACAAAACAAUGUCAGCUUCAUUGUACAUGUUUACAAGUAUGUGAAGUAACACGAAAUGAUUGAAACACUAAACUCUA
This is a messenger RNA of Ostrea edulis (European flat oyster), 1955 nucleotides long. Its product is annotated as glycine, alanine and asparagine-rich protein-like. The record is from RefSeq and is a predicted model, not a curated record. Lineage: Eukaryota; Metazoa; Mollusca; Bivalvia; Ostreida; Ostreidae. The coding region runs from base 425 to 1693 and encodes 422 amino acids. The transcript has 5 exons.